GAGGUUUGGGGGAGAGAGGAAGGAGAGGUUUGGGGGAGAAAAGAAGGAGUGGCCGGUUGGAGAGAGGAAUAAGUCAACAAUGGACUCCAAAGCAGAGAAAUAUGAGGUUGUUUUUGGCAUCGCUCCCUGUGUCCUGGCUCUCACUCAGGGUAGAAGGAAGCCCCGUAAACUGUUUGUAAAAGAUGGCGAGGCCUCUCACAGGGCGUCUGUGUUAAAUGUGUGUGAGGAGGCUCAUCGGCGAGGAGUACAAAUCCAGCGGGUCAGUAAGAACGACCUGGACAAGAUGUCUUCUGGGCGAGUGCAUCAGGGAGUGUGUCUGCAGGCAAGUCCUCUGGGCUAUCUCACUGAAGACAGAGACUCUAAACCCAACGCGGGGGACACUCCUCUCUGGCUCGUUCUGGAGAAAAUUCAGGACCCCAUGAAUCUCGGCGCCAUACUGCGUUCGGCUUAUUUUCUCGGCGUGGACAGAGUUGUCAGCAGCCUUCAUGAUAGCUGCCCCUUGUCUCCAGUGGUCAGCAAGGCCAGCUCAGGCGCCAUGGAGGUGAUUGGGGUGUACGGAUACGAAAACCUCGAGGACAUGCUGAAGAUGAAGAUGGCGCAGGGCUGGCAGGUGGUGGGCACGGUGGGAGCUGAAGGGGAGGAGUCCCAGGUUCCUAUCACCCUGUGUUCAGACUUCAAAGUGACCAAACCCACGGUGUUGUUGAUGGGGGGUGAGGGGGAGGGACUGUCCCAGCAGCUGCUCUCUCUGUGCCAAACACUUCUAACCAUCCCCGCCGGCAGAGAGCUGUUCCGGGGGAUCGAGUCCCUCAACGUCUCUGUAGCUUCAGGCAUUCUGCUCUACUCUCUGCUGUCCUCCAGGAGGCCCGCCAGAUGAACAACACCUUCCAUAUCUGUCUGUACUCUAUGCAAGAUGCAAGGGAACUGAGAAUGUUAUGGAGGACAGAAUGACAUGUCGAUGUAUUUGAAAUUGAACACAUCACGGCAAUCUUCAGAAAUGGCUUUAAAGGAUAAGGAUGAUCUUCUAUAAUGUUGUUUCUGUCAACACAUUCCACAGUACUGUGGGAGUAUCAGUGUAUCUGGUUCUUAUGUGCUAUAGAGCUCCAUUAUUGUCCAAAAACUAUUAAAAAAAUAUCAAUGAGGCA
Messenger RNA from Notothenia coriiceps (black rockcod), 1142 nucleotides. It is a transcript of the gene mrm1, whose product is annotated as mitochondrial rRNA methyltransferase 1 homolog (S. cerevisiae). The transcript has a single exon. Gene Ontology annotation, molecular function: RNA binding; rRNA (guanine) methyltransferase activity. NCBI's taxonomy places the organism in Eukaryota, Metazoa, Chordata, Actinopteri, Perciformes, Nototheniidae. The record is from RefSeq and is a predicted model, not a curated record. The coding region runs from base 80 to 874 and encodes 264 amino acids. Gene Ontology annotation, biological process: rRNA methylation. Gene Ontology annotation, cellular component: mitochondrion.